AUGCUGUUACGACAACGUUCCGUGUCUGCCCUGUCGGGCUCCAAGCUCCAUGGAUUGCCUCUCUCGGUCCCCGCGGCGCAUCCCCACGUUUACUCGUUCUUGAGCCAGUCUGAGCUUGCGGAGCAAGCCGUCUGUCUAGCCAUCAAUCAGGAUGAUCUUGGCUACGAUACACCCCUCCUUGAUGGGCUUGUUCCUGGGCUGCUGCAUGGAAGAUCGCAGGCCUGGGGAAGAACGCCUUUCGAGACGAGAGAUGGGCCAUAG
Molecule: messenger RNA, 261 nt
Organism: Podospora pseudocomata
Lineage: Eukaryota; Fungi; Ascomycota; Sordariomycetes; Sordariales; Podosporaceae
Exons: 2
Coding region: 1-261 (86 amino acids)
Source: RefSeq, a predicted model, not a curated record